UCAAAAGCAGGAGUUGGGUGCAGGAGUGAAGGCCUCAGGCACCCCAAUAAACACCAGCACAGACCCACACCUGCGACCUUUUUCUCUCCCAGAGACGAGGUCUCGCUUGCAGCAGAGCUGGCCUCUCACCCUGGAAUCAGUGACCUUUCCACUUCCACGUCCAGUGGAGGAGCAGACGCCUCUGCACACAGGUCAGUCCUCGUUCUGUGUCACAGGUGGCCCCUCUCACUCCCUGGUCACAGGGCUUCCUUGUUAGUGAUGAGCUCCUGAGAGAAGCAUCUUCUCCAGCGCCUUUGACCCUCUGCUCCUCCUGGGAGCAGUGCACAGCCCCCGAAGCCCUCCUGCUCCCCACCUGUCUUUCUGGGUGUUUCUGUGCAAAUGUCACUUUGUCCCUGGUCUUCUGGGAAUAAUCAGCAAACACAGAACCCCACCAACUCUCCUUUCCAUCUGUUUUCACCACAUUUUCUACAAUUGGAUCUUGAAGCGUCCUGUAACCAACAUGCAUUACAGGGGUGAUCCCCACGGUAGAGCUACUGGGAGGUGGUACAGUGGGUGGAGAUGGGCUUCGGGAGAGGUCUUUAUACUCCUAGGGGGGCACAUCCUUGAAGGAGACUUCAGACCUGCAGCCCACUUUCCACUUUCUUUUCCCUCCUGCUCAUGAUGUGGUGUGGAUAUUCUCUCCCAUUCACUCCUGCUGAGAAUUCUGUGCUUCCCAGUGUUGUGGGGCCAGCGCGUCAUUCAAAACCCUAGCCAGCAUCAUCUUCUCUCUUUACAAGCUGACUGUUCCUGGGAAAAGGUCAGGAAAACAGCACUUAGCAUCAUCAGACAUAAGAGUUUUACAAAACUGUUUAUACCCCGUCUAUCAUUUUACUGUAGAGAUUUUGCUUUCCUUCAUUGUUUUUUUAACCUUCUCUUAUUUUGAAGGGAGUAAAAUACAACAGGAAAAGACAGAAUAAAGCCAAUUGAGACAAUGCAGUGAAAUUGUUCCACAACUUUAGAGCAGGAUACGGGGAUAACAGGAAUAGGUACCAUAGUAUAUCUCCUUAUCUUCACAAUAGUUGUUCUUUCAAUCAGGUACAACAAAAUCAUACCAAAUACAGAACAUUAUAAAACCUAUCAAAACAGAGUAUUGAAUAGAGCCAUGCAAUUAAUCAAAACAAAGCAAAACACUGAUAACAAUAUUUGCAUUCAAAGAGAUAAUAGAAGGAAAUCCCCCGUGUUUGCUGUAUUGCAUGUGGUCAACCUCCCAAGAGGUGCGCAGACCUCUGGCUCUUGUUUGCUAACCUGGCGGGGAUGUUUGAUUCUCAGCCCACACACCAGUAGGUUCACGGCUGCCUACCAGGGAGGCGAGCAGGUUCCUUUGUUUCCCAGCACCCUAAGUACCAACAUAGUGUGGAUCUUGGGAGACGCUGGCUGUUCUCUCCCUGGGGCAUGCACCUCUUGCUGGAGCCAUGGCUCCUUCAUUGUUCAUUGAUUUUCGACACAAUGCCUUGAACAUGGGCCAUUGUCAAUUUAUAUUCCUCAAACAUAUGUUUUUUUCAAUAAAUUCUUACAAUAUUGACACUUUGCUCAUGAGAUAGAACUUCUUAAUGAGACAUUAUACUGUAGCUGGAAUCUGCUAAAGGGUAAAAAUCUAUGCAAAACACAGAAAUUAUUUUCCUGACUCUAGGAGAUCUGGAUGGAAGUGUAGCUCAGUAGCAAGAGCCCCUAACUUGCAAGUGAGAGGCCCUGAGUUCUACCCACCUUAGUGCAAAAAGGCUAACAUUCAUGUCAGGUGAGUCAUGCAUCCUUUGGUAAUGCUGCUUUUCUCACUCCAUUCUUAUUUUGGAAGUUAUACCCAAAGCAUGGAACCAGGAAAUGUUACGUGGCCUUCAGAAUUUCUCCUUCUGGGACUCUCAGAGGACCCAGAGCUGCAGCCCCUCCUCUACGGGCUCUUCCUCUCCAUGUACCUGACCACGGUGCUCGGGAACCUGCUCAUCCUCCUGGCCAUCGUCUCCGACCCCCACCUGCACACGCCCAUGUACUUCUUCCUCUCCAACCUGUCCUCUGUGGAUGUGGGCUUCACCUCCACCACUGUGCCCAAGAUGCUGGUGAACACCCAGACCCACAGCCAGCUCAUUUCCUACGCAGGCUGCAUCACCCAGAUGUACUUUUGGAUGCUUUUUUCAGGGCUGGACAUCUUUCUGCUGACGGUGAUGGCCUAUGACCGCUACGUGGCCAUCUGCUACCCCCUGCACUACACGGUUAUCAUGCACCGCUGGCUCUGUUUGUUGUUGGUUCUAGCCUGCUGGAUCAUGGGUGUCCUGAUUUCCCUGUUACACACCCUCAUGGCUUUGCGUCUGUCCUUCUGCAGCCACUUGGAAAUCCCACACUUCUUCUGUGAACUGGAUCAGGUGGUCCACCGUGCCUGUUCUGACACCUUUCUCAAUGACAUGGCCAUAUAUGUUACUGCAGUGCUGCUGGCUAUCUGUCCCCUCGCUGGCAUCCUGUUCUCUUACUCUAAGAUAAUUUCCUCCAUACGUGCAGUUCCGUCAGCUCGGGGGAAGAACAAAGCGUUUUCCACCUGCACCUCUCACCUCUCGGUGGUCUCCCUGUUUUACUGCACGCUCCUGGGCGUGUACCUGAGUUCUGCUGUCACCCAAGACUGGCGCUCUACUGCAGUCCCCUCGCUGAUGUACACCGUGGUCACCCCCAUGCUGAACCCCUUCAUCUACAGUCUGAGGAACGAAGACAUCAAGAGAGCGCUGAGAGGACUUCUUGGGAGGGCAACGAGCAGAGGACCAGCUGGCCCACCUCGGUAGAAAUGCUUCUCAUUUCGGGCCUCAAAUUUUGGAGUCAGAAUUUUGAUCCUUUGAUCAGAUUGUGCAAGACGUUUUUCCCUUUACCGCCUGUAAUUUCCAUUUCUUUGAUGUAGUUCUCUAGAUAAUUUAAUUAAAUCACUUUAUUAAGUGUUCUCUUCUUUCUAGUGCCUUUUAUUACUCCCCCAAACUUGUUCCCCUUCUUGGAUCGGAAGUGUUUGGAAAUUCUCAUGUCUGCCCUGGAACAAAGCAGACUGCUUAUGAAAAAUUGUUAUACAAUAGCGUAUCAUGUUCAAUUUAUAUCUUUUGUGUUCUACAGCAACUUUGAAGGAUUUUGCUGUUAGUAGAGGACAAUUAUACUUGGCAAUUAAAGUCAGCUACAAAUUUGAAUAAAUUGAUUGAUUCCAUAUGACUUUAGAGUCUGGAAUGACCUCUAAUAUGACCAAUAAAUUUUUGA
Molecule: messenger RNA, 3255 nt
Organism: Cavia porcellus (domestic guinea pig)
Lineage: Eukaryota; Metazoa; Chordata; Mammalia; Rodentia; Caviidae
Product: olfactory receptor 7A17-like
Exons: 1
Coding region: 1782-2801 (339 amino acids)
Biological process (GO): G protein-coupled receptor signaling pathway
Cellular component (GO): plasma membrane
Molecular function (GO): G protein-coupled receptor activity; olfactory receptor activity
Source: RefSeq, a predicted model, not a curated record